UAGCGGCACUAAAGGAGAAGUGGCGGCUCCCCGACUGAGAUUCUCCGCGGAAAAGAGAAAUAUCGACUUUUGGAGGUCAGGUGACAGGAAGUGGACCCUGAGGACAAGAUCACAUGUUGCCUUUUGGGAGGAGGUCAGUGCCUGGGUGCCGGCGGGGGAAGGGACGGCGGGGGUCUCCUCACCAUGAGGUCACUCACACUUUGAGGGCGUCAGCCAUGUUGGAGACAGCCGGAGAAACCUUUUGAGUCCUCGGGGGAGCGCGAGGGCGGUGCACCCCCCCUCCCCCCCUUUGUCUCCCACCAUGUCCAACGGCAGCCUCCCGCUGGAGAACGUCUCCAACAACUGGAGCUGCAGCAAGAACGACGGCUUCAAGUACCCGCUGUACGGCAGCGUCUUCAGCCUGGUGUUCGUGGUGGGCCUGGUCACCAACGUGGCCGCCAUCUACAUCUUCACCUGCUCCCUCAAGCUGAGGAACGAGACCACCACCUACAUGAUGAACCUGGUGCUGUCCGACCUGCUCUUCGUCUUCACGCUGCCCCUGAGGGUCUUCUACUUCAUCAACCGCAGCUGGCCCUUCGGCAGGGUCCUGUGCAAGGUGUCCGUCUCGCUCUUCUACACCAACAUGUACGGCAGCAUCCUCUUCCUCACCUGCAUCAGCGUGGACCGCUUCCUGGCCAUCGUGUACCCCUUCCGCUCCAGGACGCUGCGGACCAAGCGCAACGCCAAGAUGGUGUGCGUGGCCGUGUGGGCGCUGGUGCUGUCGGGCAGCCUGCCCACCGGCUUCCUGUUGGGCACCACGUCGCCUGAGGUGAACCGCACCAACGCCACCUACUGCUUUGAGAACUUCUCCUCCUACCAGUGGAAGGUCCACCUGUCCAAGGUGGUGAUCUUCAUCGUGACGGUGGGCUUCAUCAUCCCGCUGCUGCUCAACGUGUGCUGCUCCAUCAUGGUGCUGCAGACGCUGUGGCGACCCCACAAGCUGAGUCGCGGCGGCAAGCUGAACAAGAGCAAGAUCCUGCGCAUGAUCGCCGUGCACCUGUCCAUCUUCUGCUUCUGUUUCAUCCCCUACAACGUCAACUUGGUCUUCUACUCGCUGGUGCGCACCAAGACGCUCAAGGGCUGCUUCGUGGAGUCGGUGGUGCGCACCAUCUACCCCAUAGCGCUCUGCAUCGCCGCCUCCAACUGCUGCUUCGACCCCAUUGUGUACUACUUCACCUCCUCGACCAUCCAGAAUUCCUUCAAGAAGAAGUCUCAGGCGGACCAGCGUGAGUUCUGCCAGCACCUGCGCUCGGAGUCCAACUCCAACCUGCAGUGCAGCCUGAAGAACCUCAAGGCCAAAGUUCUUUACAACGAGUCUUCAGUGUGACAACUCUCUGACCGUUUGACGCCACACCACUUUCAUGGAACUUUGGAUCUCAAGACCAGCUUGAAUCCUCCGUUGUGGAAUUUACAAAGAGCCGGAAGGAAACGUGGCUGAAGUCUUUGCUACUGAACUGAAGUCUAGUUGGAAUUUCCGAGUUCCUAGUCGGAAGUUUCAACCGGACACCCUUUGAGGUCGGAUUUCCUACUCUGAAUGUUUUUCAAAGUUCAAAGCCAAAGUUCUUCACAACUCUCUGACCAUUUGUGGCAACUUAUGAUUUGCGAGGCUGGCUUGAAUCCUCCGUUUUGGAAUUUACCGUCAUUGUGGGAAAGAGCCGGAAGGGAACGUGACUGAACUGAAGUCUAGUCGGAAUUUCCGAGUUCCCAGUCGGAAGUUUCAACUGGAAAGCCCCUUGAGGUCGGAUUUCAUCGGUUGGUGGGAACUUUGGAUUUGCGAAGCCUGCUUGAAUCCUCCGUUGUGGAAUUAACCGUUACUGCAGGAAAAAGCCUCAAGGGAACGUGACUGAACUGAAGUCUUUGCCACUGAACUGAAGUCUUUGCUGCAUGUGUGUAGUUUGUGUGUUGGUCACAGUGUAAUGGUGCAUUCCAUUUGUACUGGGAAGUCGGAAUUUCCGAGUUCCUAGUCGGAAAUUUCAACUGGACACUCCUCGAGGUCGGAUUUCCUACUCUGAAUGUUUUUCAAAGUUCAAAGCCAAAGUUCUUCACGAGUCCUUGGUGUGACAAGUCUCUGACAGUUUGUGGGUGUUGGCGACACACCACGUUCAGGGAAUUUUGGAUUUAUGAAAAGCCUCAAGGGAACGUGACUAAACUGAAGUCUUUGCCACUGAACUGAAGUCUUUGCUGCAUGUGUGUAGUUUGUGUGUUGGUCACAGUGUAAUGGUGCGUUCCAUUUGUACUGGGAAGUCUGAAUUUCCGAGUUCCUAGUCGGAAGUUUCAACUGGACACUCCUCGAGGUCGGAUUUCCUACUCUGAAUGUUUUUCAAAGUUCAAAGCCAAAGUUCUUCACGAGUCCUCGGUGUGACAAGUCUCUGACAGUUUGUGGGUGUUGGCGACAUACCACGUUCAGGGAAUUUUGGAUUUAUGAAAAGCCUCAAGGGAACGUGACUGAACUGAAGUCUUUGCCACUGAACUGAAGUCUUUGCUGCAUGUGUGUAGUUUGUGUGUUGGUCACAGUGUAAUGGUGCGUUCCAUUUGUACUGGGAAGUCGGAAUUUCCGAGUUCCUAGUCUGAAGUUUCAACUGGACACUCCUCGAGGUCGGAUUUCCUACUCUGAAUGUUUUUCAAAGUUCAAAGCCAAAGUUUUUCACGAGUGCUCAUGUGACGACACUUGCCAUUAGUGGCGGUUCGACGCCACACCACUUUCAGGGAACUCUCACUUUGCAUUUAUGAGGCAUGCUUGAAUCUUCCGUUGUGGAAUUUGCCGGAAGGGAACGUGACUUAACUGAAGUCUUUGCCACUGAACUGAAGUCUUUGCUGCACGUGUGUAGUUUGUGUGUUGGUCACAGUGUAUUAGUGCGUUCCAUUUGUACUGGGAAGUCGAAAUUUCUGAGCCCCGAGUCGGAAGUUCCAACGGUAACGACCCUCGAGGUUGGAUUUCCGACUCGAAAAGUUCAAAGCCAGAGUUCUUCACAACGAGUCCUCGGUGUGACAACUCUCCGACCCUUUGUGGCGGUUGAACGCCACACCACCUUCAGGGAACUCCCACUUUGCAUACACGAGACUUGCUUGAAUCCUCCCUUGUGGAAUUCACCGCCAUUGCGGGUAAGAGCCAGAAGGGAACCAGACUGAACUAAAGUCUUUGCCAAAUGUUUGUAGUUUUCAACCGGAACGGCCCUCGAAGUUGGAUUUCCUACUCGGAAAGUUGGAGGGUUUUCACCAUCUCCGAGUUGGCUUCAAAGAAUGUAAACAAUAAACUAAGCUUCUAUAAUAUCCGUUAUUAGCACUUCUGACCACUAAAUCAGUCAUGUUGGUGUACGUUUAUACGUAACGUUAAUGUAAAGUACGGUUAUUUCGUGUGGUAUACACGCUCUGCAUCGCUAGCAAUAGCAUCUGUUUCCGUUGUAAAUUGUUUAUUUUCAGACAAGGCAAGCGCAAAAAUAGCUUUUGUGAUCUUGAUUUCCGACCUCAUAACCGCAACUCUCCGACUUCAGACUUCCCAGGUAAAUGGAACGCAGCAAUAGCUCCCGCGGUUCCUCCACCCGAGGGGAGCCUCUUUGGAGGUCUGAGGGCUCCCCCCUGAACCAUUGCUGUGUCUCAAAUAAAGCCAUUGCACCAGACUUUGUUUAUCGGGCGUUGGCAACAACAGAAGUUUGCGAUGCAAGCUAACCACCAAGGAAGUGUGACUGUUGCUGGGGAGUGCCAACUUCCUGUGUGGCAAGAGGGCUCGUGCAAACCUCAAAGAUCAUGUGCUGAAUAUCUCCAAACUAAUACAGUAACCUAUUAUUAUUUGGCUCACAUAUAUUCAUUCAAGUGUCUCACAAGAUGUUAAAAUUUCACCUACGGCGUCUUUUGAAGUCAAGUCCAACAAAAGAUCAGUAACUAUUAAUGAAUAGUAACUACUUACUAUUGAGAAACUGUAACUACUUAGCACUGAUACGGAUACAGCAGACCAUUAGCGUUGGUAUGGCGGAUCAAUACUGUACAUACUGUAUGUACUGUAUCUGAUCAUUCAUUGUCUAAAACCGUCAAAUUGAGUUUAAAUGUGAUCGUUUCAGCAAGAAUUGUCAGUAGAUGAUGUCAUCCUGACACUUGAUUAAGUACACCAGCAUUAAUGACAAACAUAAUUAUUGUUUUCAAAUGUUAUGUGCAGAAAAAAACCUCUUCAGCCAAUUUACUUUUGACUUUGUGAGAAAAAGGCGUUUCUCAAAAGUUCAUUCAGUUUUGUGUUUCACUUCUGCUAACGUUGCAACAUUUCCCUGCCAAUAAUGACUACUGUUUUUAUUAUUCAUAUGUGUUCGUAGGGAAUAUAUUUAAUAAUAAUAAUAAUUGUUGACAUUGUUAUUAUUAUGUUGCACAUUUUUUAAACUCCGCUGCAAUAGCUCUUUCUAAUAUGUGGGCCCUGAUAUGCAGUGCAGUUUAUUAAACAUUUAAUAAACUCUUUUUUUAUUUGUGUUUUUUCAAAUAAAUUAAUAUUUUUAAAAUAUUUAUUUGAUGUAAAAAUACAAAAUAAACAUAUUGGGGGUUUUUUGUUUAAAAAAAAAGUAUUUGUAUUGUAAUGUUUCUUCU
Molecule: messenger RNA, 4605 nt
Organism: Entelurus aequoreus (snake pipefish)
Lineage: Eukaryota; Metazoa; Chordata; Actinopteri; Syngnathiformes; Syngnathidae
Product: lysophosphatidic acid receptor 6-like
Exons: 1
Coding region: 302-1366 (354 amino acids)
Biological process (GO): phospholipase C-activating G protein-coupled receptor signaling pathway; positive regulation of Rho protein signal transduction
Cellular component (GO): membrane
Molecular function (GO): lysophosphatidic acid receptor activity
Source: RefSeq, a predicted model, not a curated record